AUUAUGGCAACCCUUCGUCCGGGUUGAAAACUAAGAAGCUGCUUCUCCUCUAUCGCGCCCUUCUCUGUUUUCGCUACCUCUGAUUUUGCCGCCGUCACGUCUCGCCGCCGCUGGAUCUCGCCGUCGAUCCUCUCUGUCUCCUGUGGUGCGUCCUUUCCUAUCUCAGGUUGGACAAAUCUCUAACUUCAAGCAUGUCUGGAGAAGAGGAAGAAAAUGCUGCAGAGCUUAAAAUUGGGGAUGAAUUCUUAAAAGCUAAGUGUUUAAUGAAUUGUGAAGUUUCUUUGAUCCUUGAACACAAGUACGAGCAACUUCAACAAAGGGCUGAGGAUCCAACGAAUCAAGUUUCUCAAGUAUUUGAAAAGUCAUUACAGUAUGUGAAACGCUUCAGUCGCUAUAAGAACCCGGAUGCUGUUAGACAAGUCCGAGAAAUUCUAAGCAGAUAUCAACUAGCUGAGUUCGAGCUAUGUGUUCUUGGUAACCUUUGCCCUGAAACUGUGGAGGAAGCUAUUUCCGUAGUUCCAUCUUUGAAGACUAAAGGAAGGGUACAUGACGACGAAGCAAUAGAGAAGAUGUUGAAUGAUCUUUCAUUAAUCAAAAAGUUUGAGUAGUUAGCUUUCUAAAACUUGGUUAAAUGUGUUUUAAUCCAUUCUUUACAUUUUCUCACCUAAAACAAUUAGAAAAUUUUACCCUUCUGAUCACAUUUUUAUAUAUGGAUAAACUUUGUAAAAUGAGAUCCUUGCUCAAGAUGUCCAAUUUCUCAGUGGGACAGAUCUCUGUGGAGUCCCGCCUCGGACUCUGCAAGUUUUUGAUUAAACAGGAAUAGGGAGGGAGUGGAGAAAUUUUUAUUCCACGAACUAACGCAGAUUGGGACGAAAAAUGCAUUCCUCAUUCCUAACCUGUCUGGUUAGGCUCUAU
Molecule: messenger RNA, 915 nt
Organism: Benincasa hispida (wax gourd)
Lineage: Eukaryota; Viridiplantae; Streptophyta; Magnoliopsida; Cucurbitales; Cucurbitaceae
Product: DNA-directed RNA polymerase II subunit 4-like
Biological process (GO): DNA-templated transcription initiation
Cellular component (GO): RNA polymerase complex
Molecular function (GO): nucleotide binding
Source: RefSeq, a predicted model, not a curated record